Frankliniella occidentalis (western flower thrips) is the source of this 1680-nucleotide messenger RNA. RefSeq lists its product as uncharacterized. Gene Ontology annotation, cellular component: membrane. The transcript is spliced from 7 exons. The record is from RefSeq and is a predicted model, not a curated record. The coding region runs from base 21 to 1373 and encodes 450 amino acids. Gene Ontology annotation, biological process: sensory perception of taste. Lineage: Eukaryota; Metazoa; Arthropoda; Insecta; Thysanoptera; Thripidae.
GUGUAUCAGUCGCGAAGGGGAUGAGCGAUGUCGCUGUCCUGGGGGCCCUGGCGCGUCCGGGCCCGGGGGGAACGACGGCGUGUUCCUCCUCCCGACGCGUCCUGGUGGCGCACUGGCGCGCCGUCCUGGCGGCGCUGCGGCUGGCGGGGGUCCUCGGCUGCAGCGGCUGGCCGCCGCGCUGGUCGCGCCGGUGGACGCGCUACGGCUGCGCGACUCUGGUGGCGUUCACUGCGGCCAGAGUCGCGCUCUUCACCCGUCAGUUCUUCCUCGCGUUCAAGCCUCAGGUCGAGGAAGCGCGGAAAGGAUUGUAUCCUGGCGAAAUGUCGUACAUUUUCUGGCUCGACACCUUCAACCUGGGCAUGCAGGGCCUCACAAUAAGUCUGACCCAGGUGGUUAUGUUGCUCUAUUCCCGCGAUGUGAGUCUGCUCGUCAGGGCCGUGUUCCUCUACCUACACUCCUUCCCGGGCCCGCGGAACAAGAACGCGCACAGGCACGCCGCCAUGGCGUGGUUCGGAGCCAACUUCACCUUCUACGCCGUUUACGGCAUGAGUUAUACUCAUUUCACCCAAGACGACUGGGAACGCGUGUUUUAUAUUUUAAACGACCUGCUGCCACACGUGCUCAUCGGCGCGACGCAGGACUCGUUCCUGCACAUCGUGGCGGCCAACGUCGACCUCUUGGCGUCCGUCGCCGACGGCGUGCUCGAGCACGUCGCGGCGUUGUCGCACCUGGCCCAGUCCGCGGCGCCCUGCACCUGCUCGUCGACAUGCCCCGCGCACCGCGGCCGGGUCCCCGUGCUCCUCGGCGAGCAGCGCGCCGCGCGCGGCCUCCUGCACGGCCUGCGCGCGCUCCGGGUGCGCUACCAGGGCGUCCAGGACGUGGUGCGGGCCACCAACCGGGCCUACGGAGGGUUCAUCCUGCUCGCCAGCACGACCGCGCUGAUCGGCGGGGUGGCGUUCCUGUACUCCGGGGUGAUAGUCGUCAUCACGUUCGCCGGGAUGCUGGGCGAGUACAAGGAGCCACUCCCCUUUGACGCGCUCGACGGCGCCUGCGCCCUGGCGUUGGGCACAUUGCAGACCGCCAGGCUACUAUUCACGUGCGCCAUUGGAGAACAGAUGAGUUUGGAGAGUUUCAGGAUUUCGAGCGCCUUGCAGACGGGGUUGACCCGUCAUGCAGGCAUAGACCCUCGGAUCGAGCGCGAGCUUCAAUGGUUUAUCCGACAAACACAGAUGCAGGAAAUCCGGUUUGGAGCGUUCGAUCUCUUAUAUUUCGAUUUGAAAACUAUGAACAGAAUCAUUGCCGCCAUCAUGACAAAUAUCGCCAUUUUAGUACAAUUUUCUGCACUUUCAGCCGGAAUCACACAAUGUAAUUAGGCUUAUUCGUCCAACCAAACUUUCCGAAACAAAACUAUACCAAACGACGUAUUUUAUCUAUCGAUCGUACCCUACGGUGUAUGCCAUUUUCCGGCGCUUCGUAGAGCGAAAAAGAUCCGAAAUAGACGCGAAAUAGUCGGUGAAAUGGUCGCUAAAUACCCCGAAAUGGCAGGGAAAAUGCCACGAAAUUGCCCGUGCGCUACGAGCUCAAGUGAUUUCCCCCUCGGUGUUGAGCCCUUCGCGAGGCUAUAAGCGAUGCUGAAAAUAGACCUGGCAUAUCUUACCGUACUGUUUUCCAACUCAGCUU